Molecule: messenger RNA, 2379 nt
Organism: Spodoptera littoralis (African cotton leafworm)
Lineage: Eukaryota; Metazoa; Arthropoda; Insecta; Lepidoptera; Noctuidae
Source: the annotation of a GenBank genome assembly
AUGCAGCAACCAAUGAACCAAGCGGAACCCAUAGGGGGUCAGCAAGCGAUGCAGCAGCAGAUGGUGUUGUGUCCUGUUCGAUUCGUGUACGAGACGCAAGUACUGGUUCAACCUGGAGAUCAGAUCCAGCCAAACCAGACCUUCUUCAUCAACCCACAGAAUCCACCACCAUGGAUGAACAGACCAGCACCGAACCCAGUGGUCUACGUCCAACAGCUGCCCAACAACGUGGUCCAUCAGGUUCCACCACAAAUAGACCAGAACCAAUUAUACCUCCAACAAAACUUCGCCAACUUCCAACUCCAACAACACAUGUUGGCUCAGAAUCACCAGCAAAACAACCAAGGGAUGCAAUUAGCCAACAUUGUGCCAAACAUGGUGCAAACAGUCCAACCAAGUAUACAGCCAAAUGAUAGGAACAUAACAGCGACACCAAACCCAGUACAGAUGCAGACAAACACACAGAUGAUACAAAAUCAGAUGAACGUACAAAGGCAAGUACAGAACCAGCCACAAGCUGCUGACGUUCAGAGGCAAGUAUACAUGAACGUAAGGCCACAGAUAAACCAGCAGAUGAACAUAGCCAGGCCCGUCAUGUCCCUAAACCAGAUACAAAACAUGCAAGCGAUGGCCAACAUGCAAAACUUACAAAUACAGCAAGCAAAUGCUGGACAAACAUUUGUGCAAAAUAUUGGGCAAAGAAUGCCGCAAAAUGUGAAUGCUGUUAGACCACAGAUAAUGGGUAACAAUAUGAUGAAUGUCCAGAACGUACAAACUAUACCAAACGUACAACAAAAUGUUCAAAGUGUUCAGAAUGUUCAAAAUCUACAGAAUAUACAGAAUAUUACCAUGAAACCUCCGCAACCACCAUCAGAAGCGAACAAAGUAAUGAAUAACGUCGGCACAGCACCGCCUGCUGUGAGAAACUUUGCUCAGAACUACAACUGCCGACCCAUACAACCGAGGCGUAGAUUCGAGAGUCCAAAUGUACCUAAAAUGCAACCACAACCAAAUAUACCAGUACAACAACAACCUCUACACAUACCGGUGCAACCACCGCCACCACCAACACAAUACAACCAGGAGAGAGUAAAUAGUCACACUGUAGUAACAAAUAUAGCGACGAAUACAAAUUUCUUAAAUAACCCCAAUGUUAGUAGGAAAAGAAAAAGCGAAUCUCCAGAUGAAAUAGAACACAAGAUGGCACCACAACCGCCACCCAAACCGAUAUACAAGAACGUACAACAGGGUAUAACUAUCACUAAGAUAUGUAAUGAAAUAGGUACGAACACGAGUCCCCAGCACAGUAAAACGAAUGCAAAUAAUGUCAAACUGAAUAGUACUGUUGUCCAAAUGACACCCGCCCCACAGCUGAUGGUGGUAGAAGCACCAGAAACAUCAGAUGCUAACAAAAAAAUUAUAAAUGAUUCACGAACUGUGAUAGCUCCUGUUACAGAGAGCGAUAAAUUAAUUAGAAAUACAGUGUUCACACAAGCACGAGGUAGAGUGUUACAAGACAAAAUAAACGAUGCUUUACCAACACAAAUUGUAGAGAAUAAAACGCCAGAAAGUGUUCAAAAUGCGACUGAUAUUAGGACUGAUAAUGAGGUACAGACUGAUAAAGACGCGGUAAUGACUGAACCGCCAGUUGAUAAAGUUCAGCCUGAAAAGGCUGCAACUAUACCAAUGACUGAAACACAAAAGGUUGAUGUAAAUAUUGCGACUGAAAAGAAAGUUAUUGAAGUCAAAAAUGAUGUUUCGAAAGAUGUUGUUAAGAGAGAAGAAGAAAAUAAGAGUCCUGAUAUACAGGACGGGAAAUUAGUGAUAGAUGAAUCGAAGGAUCAAAGUACUGAAGUAAAGGAUGAAAAGAUGGAUAUUGCUGAAAGAUAUCCGCAGAAACAAGAUAUACUGACACAUGUAGUUGAUGGAUAUGUUAUUCAAGAAUCUAACUUCGCUUUUCCGAUCAGGAAACCUCUAAUAGAGAAGACACUACAUGCCAACCUGAAGGCGGAAUCUGAAGCAACAGACGCCCUGAAAGAAUGCAUGAAAGAAGAAAUGAAGAAUCCAGAAGUAGAUGGACAAUUACUGCCGUUCCACUAUCUCCUACUCCAUUGUGAGAAGAAGAAAGAAGAAGAAGAUAAAGAGGAUGUCAAGGAGAUGAAUCCGUUUGCUGAUUUAGAGCAUACUACAGUGAAAUCUUGGACGGUGGAAGACCUCUCAAGUCACCUGAUGAAAUACGAUUGGAAAGACACAGUGUCGGUAUUUCAGGACCAUGAAAUAGAUGGAGAGUCCUUAUUCUUAGUGUCAAAGAACCAACUAGUUAGCAUAGGAGUCACAGAAGAAAAUGCAGACGUUAUCUGCGCAUUCGUCAGAAGCUGA